AUGGAGAUUGCAGUGGAUGAAGAGGAUGAUGAUGGCCUGAGAGAUAAACUGGUCAUCCUGGUCACCAUAAUAGCUUGGGCCCAGGCAGUUCAGAUGAGCUACAUGCAAUGCAGAGUCAGCCAAAUGGUUCACCAAGAACAGUUGAAACAUGUCUGCAAAGGGUGCCUUGAGCGCAGCAUCCAAGGCAUCAGAGCUGAUGGGAGUUGCAUUGUGGGAUCCCACAAAGAGUGGAAUUCCCUUCAGCGAGUACAGCCAAGCGGUGUGAUGAUGCUCGCUGCCCUCGACCAUGAUUUUGUCCUCCAUCGCAAUGUGCGAGUGGCUUUCAGCAGGCCCGAACUCAUGCCAUUCCUCAAGUUUGCCAACGCGAGGCUUCACAACACGCUCCAGCAGAAAACCACCAACUCUCAGCUGCAGCUUCUUCCUGAGCUUGGUGACAUCGACUCAGGCGAGACUUUUGGUGGUCUUUUUAUCAAGGAGGAGAACAUUGAGAAGGGCCUACUUGACUCCUUUGAUUCAUCUGUUGACCCCACCACAGGUGAGGAAGUCGACCUUGCGUUUCUUGCCAGUCGAAAUGUCAUCAUCAACGAGUGGCAAAUCGACCCCACCCUUCUUAUGCUCCCAGCUGAAACUUCAAGACCAAUGAAACCUCCAGCGCCAAAGAGAAAGGCUGUCUGCAUCUUGUUAGACUCGGAUGAUAAAGGGGAUGCCAGCGGCAGCACCAUCAAAAAACUACGAACCUUAGCAUUGCCCAGCACAGAAGUUCCUAGUAUGGCCCCAGGUACUGGACGACUUGAUGCGUACUUUCCUUCUGUGCAAGACAAUCAAUGGUGCAGCACACAAAAGCUUCCUCCUGAAUUCUCGCAGGAUCGCCCAGUGCUGACCAGCGCUGCUACAGAGGAUUGCCCAGUGGUUGCCAGCACUGCUAUCACUCCUCAUCAAUGUUACACACAAAAGUUCCCUCCCGAAUUCUUGCAGGAUUGCUCAGUGCUUGCCAGCACUACCACAGAGGAUUGCCCAGUGGUUUCCAGUGCUGCAUACACUCCUGAUCAACGAUACACUGAUCGCCCAGUGCUGACCAGCACUACCACAGAGUGCUUGCCAGCGCUGCCACAGAGGAUUGCACAGUGCUUGGCAGCACUGGCAUCAAUAACUCGAUGGCUAUCGCGGCAGGCCAGACCUGGUCUCAGUGCCUGUUCUCCAUUUCCACAGUGCUGGAUGCUGGCGACAGAAGAGUACAACCGCCGUCUCAUCAAGAAAAAGGGCCAGUCAGUCAUCCAGAAGAACCCACAAGCCCUCCUAUGUGCGCUGGGUGACAUCGAGCCAAAGCUGAUGAGCAAAAUCACCAAGAAUGACUAUACCUCACGCAAAAACAGCGAGUCAUUUUGGCGCCAUUAUUGUUCCAUCAUCCCACUUGUGAAGGAAGAACCAGGCAGAAAGGCUCGAAAGGCACAGACAUGCUCCUGCUGUCAAACAAUUAUGUAUCCAGGACCCGAGAACUCGCCCCUCAACCACAAGAAGGGGUAUUGUGCAGAUGGUGUCAAGCAGUCCUCCAAGGCUGCUGGCAAGGAACUGCCUCCCUGGCCUCAGCCACGAGGAAUCUUCUCUGAGGGCCGAACAUUCCACCCUCACGUGUUCCUGUCAACGGUCCAGCGCAUCUACGAGCACAUCUUCAUGCAGGGACCAGGAGAGACAGACCUGCUCGAGACUGAAGCAUUCUCGAAGCUGCUGAUUUCAUGCACCGAGGUUCAUGAGUUGGAUUACAUGGUGCUUUUUCCACUGUUCAAGGGUUUCGUCACUGACCCAACCACUCCCUGCGACUGGACUGUCUCUCACGAUGGUGAGGAGUGGCUGAGGAUUAACUACCUGCAGCAGUAA
Messenger RNA from Suillus subalutaceus, 1875 nucleotides. RefSeq lists its product as uncharacterized. The transcript has 14 exons. The coding region runs from base 1 to 1875 and encodes 624 amino acids. The record is from RefSeq and is a predicted model, not a curated record. NCBI's taxonomy places the organism in Eukaryota, Fungi, Basidiomycota, Agaricomycetes, Boletales, Suillaceae.